This is a messenger RNA of Verticillium alfalfae VaMs.102, 582 nucleotides long. RefSeq names its product prefoldin subunit 3. The record is from RefSeq and is a predicted model, not a curated record. Gene Ontology annotation, molecular function: tubulin binding. The coding region runs from base 1 to 582 and encodes 193 amino acids. The transcript has 5 exons. NCBI's taxonomy places the organism in Eukaryota, Fungi, Ascomycota, Sordariomycetes, Glomerellales, Plectosphaerellaceae. Gene Ontology annotation, biological process: microtubule-based process; protein folding; tubulin complex assembly. Gene Ontology annotation, cellular component: cytoplasm; prefoldin complex.
AUGGCGUCCCAACAACAAGAUGCGACACCAAGCAACCCGAGAGGCAUCCCUACUGCGCCUUUCGUCGACAAGGUCGAGGACUACGUUUCCACCCGCGCUGAUGUCGAGCCUACUUUGCGCAACUUUCAGGAGAUGAUCUCGAAGUACCAGUUCAUGGAGUUGAAUCUCCAGAAACGAAUGGGUGGCCUGAACGAUAAGAUUCCCGAUAUACAGAAGACUUUGGAUUCAGUUCGCUUCUUGAAGCUGAGGAAGGCAAAUGUAAUGCUUGCAUACGAAAUUGACGAAGCCGAAGCUCUGCUCGAGUCUAAGCUCUCAACAGCGAAACUGAGUUUGUCAAAUUGUGAAGAGGAUCUCGACUUUCUGAGAGAGCAAAUUACAACUAUGGAAGUUGCAAUUGCGCGGGGUGUACAACUGGGGAAGUCGUCCAGAAGAGAAAAGACAAGGGAAACGAAGAAAAGGAGCCAGAGAAGGAAGGGGAAGGAGAGAAUGGAGAGCCUGGCGCCUGGGCUGAAAAACCUGACGACUACAUACAUCAUCCCGAGCCAUCUCAUGACAAAGCUUGCGCCCAUCAGCGCUGAAUAG